AGCGCCUGCAAGUGCACCAAGAAUCCGUUUGCCACCGGCCCAUCGACGGCGAUCCACCUCCCACCAUGUCCCGCAAGAAGCCAACGGCCCCCGCGCCGGCCGUGGCCUCCACCGGCUGCUCCGCCCUCAUGUCCUGCCUCUCCCGCCACCGCCGCGGCCCGCCGCAGCCGGUGCCGAGGGGAAGCGACUCGCUGCCGCGCAGCAGCGACGCGGACGGCGGCGGCAGAGCCGCCGAUGCCGCGGAGAGGUACUGGAAGAGGCUGCAGCUCCUGGAGGAGGAGAUCAGGAGGCUGAGCGUGUGGCUGGGCCAGGAGGAGAUGCUCGCGCCGGCCACCGAGUGCGUCGUCAGGGGCAGCGCCAAGGCCACGGAGGAGGGCGCCAGCGCGGUCACCGAGUGCGUCAGGAACGGCGCCAGGGCCAGGGAGGAGAGCAACAGGGCGGCCACGGCCACGGUUACCGCCACCAACAGGUGCGUUGGCGCUGGCCAAGCGACCGUCGGCGUCGAGGAGAUUGUGAGGCUGGAGGACGGCAGCUACUUGCGCGAGGUCAGGCGGGUCUGCCGGCCGUGGGAGCGGCUGGCCGUGCAGGUCUCGCGGCCCGUCGUUCCCGUGGACGCGGCGAGCGCGUCAGAGGUUCUUGACAAGAUGGCUGCGAUGAGGGCUGAGGACCUGUGCAAGUUCCUGAGCCAGAUGAUGCCGCUGAAGGACAUCACAGGCCAGCACAACCCCGGCGAGCCCGUGCGCCGGACGGCGAGGCUGAGAUCGGGGGACGACCUUUUGGAAGCUCUCGUCGUCAGGGCAAUGGACAAGCUGGAAUCUCUGGUCCUGGAAGGCCUGAAGAUCCAGAUGGCCUCACCGGCUACUGAACCCACCGCUGACCGGAGGCGGGACGAGGCGGCGGUCGGCAAGGAUUGCAUGGUCCAUGUGGUCCUGAUGCAAGCGAGGGAUCCAAAUGAGAGGUAUGGCGCCAUCGGCGACACCAUGAUUGGUCUGAUCGAGGCGUCUCUGCAGAGGAAGGAUGGCGCGGUGAAGCUGGAGAUGCAGGCGUUGCACGUUGCCGGGAUCAGCUGCUUCCUAAGCAAGAAGCCCAGCGAUGGCAGAUACAUGAUGUGGAGUGCUUCUCUGAGACAGCGCAAGGGGUCACACGACGGCGACGGCGGAGCUCAUGACAAUGGCUGCCGGUGCACUUGUGUUCGGAAUCCCAAUCGGGUGUUCGAACCAUAGAGAUUAGGGUGUUGCUUACCGAGCAAUUUGCCUUUCUCAAUAAAAGUGCAUGUCAGUAACUCUAGUAUUAUUCUUUUUUCAUAUGGUUGUAUUUUUAUUUACAGAAUUUUACGAGGAAGUAUUAAUGUUAUCCUAAACGUUAACGUCGGUCA
This is a messenger RNA of Setaria italica (foxtail millet), 1375 nucleotides long. RefSeq lists its product as uncharacterized. Bases 66 to 1223 code for a protein of 385 amino acids. NCBI's taxonomy places the organism in Eukaryota, Viridiplantae, Streptophyta, Magnoliopsida, Poales, Poaceae. The transcript is spliced from 2 exons. The record is from RefSeq and is a predicted model, not a curated record.